AUGGAUCCUUUGGUCUUAACCCAGAUUAUACCAGAAGUGUUGGAUCCAUUUACUCCAACCAUACCACUCAGAAUAACCUACAACAAUAGACUACUUCUGCCAGGAAUUGAGCUUAAACCAUCAGCAGUUUUAAGCAGGCCACGAAUUGAUGUUGGAGGCAAUGAUAUGAGGGUUUUCUACACCCUGGUAUUGGUGGAUCCAGAUGCCCCAAGCCCGAGCCACCCAUCACUCAGGGAGUACUUGCACUGGAUGGUGACAGAUAUCCCUGAAACAACUUCAAUUAACUUUGGCCGAGAGCUAAUAUUAUAUGAGAAUCCAGAGCCAAGAUCAGGCAUCCAUCGGAUGGUAUUUGUGUUGUUCCGCCAACUCGGUAGGGGGACGGUCUUUGCACCACACACACGGCAUAAUUUCAACUGCAGAAGUUUCGCAUGCCAAUACCACCUCAACACCGUGGCCACCACAUUUUUCAACUGUCAAAGGGAAGCAGGAUCGGGUGGAAGAAGGUUUGCACCUCAAGGUCCUUAAGCGAAGUACUAUCAAA
Molecule: messenger RNA, 541 nt
Organism: Oryza brachyantha (malo sina)
Lineage: Eukaryota; Viridiplantae; Streptophyta; Magnoliopsida; Poales; Poaceae
Product: protein RICE FLOWERING LOCUS T 1-like
Exons: 4
Coding region: 1-525 (174 amino acids)
Source: RefSeq, a predicted model, not a curated record